AUGAGCACAGGAAAGUUCAUCUUGUCCACCAAGAAGCAGAAGUAUGCGGUGGUGACGUCGGACAGCAAGACACUUCUGUCCCGCGAUGAUCUCCGCUGUAUUGAUCGCUUCGUGGAGAAGCGCGUCGUCUCGGCGACCUACGCGAAUGGAACGCAGCCGCCCCCGUCGCACGGGAUUCCGACCCUGCCCUUUGAGAAGGUGAGCGAAAACUGCGACAGGGUUCUGCUGCUGUCAGUGAGUGCGAUUCACGAGCACGAGAGCGCGUUGGAUGUGCCGUUGCGGUUCAUGGCGCCGGAGGAGUAUCAUGCCCCAGCCCUAGAGGAGCCGCCAACACGACUGCCACUAGCACGACGUAUCGUGGCCCUCCUGCAAGGGGCUGAUAGUGCGGCGGUUUCGUGGCGGCACACCCCGCCCGCGGCGAAGGACAACACGGUUACAGAGAUCCAGGUCACAAAGGACGCGGAGGCGCUCGCACAUUCCUCGCUGCGUGCCGGCAAAAAGAGCAAGGCGGCCCAGCUCUUUUGUGUAUCGGGCUGCUUUGCCUACAACUACGGCAACAUGGAGUUGGCGGUGAGAUGUUUCAAAAAGGCACUUGACGUAGCUGAGGAGCUGGAGGAUGCUCGGUGUCUUGCGUUCUGCCACAACCUCUUAGGCGUCUGCUUCUACCACUUGGAGGAGUACAAGAUGUCACUUGUGCACCACAAGAAGCAGGAGGCACUUGGGGGCAGCUACGCUCGCGCCGUCGCAGAGAUGAACAUGGGUGUGAGCUACGCCGCCCUCGGUGAGCUUGAGUUCGCCCAGCAGGCGUUCGAGGAUGCACUGCUGAAUGCUCGGGAAACAGACGACUCGAUGUUGCUCACCAUCGCACUCGGCAACGUGGGGCUCGUGUCGCUGCGUAUCGGAGAUAUGCGCACCGCGCAGAUGCACCUGGAGCAGUGUCUGGAGCAGUGCAGCGUAGCAGGCGACAAGAGCGGUGCCUCCUUGUGCCUGCUGCUCCUCGGCGAGGUGUACUCGCUCAUCCACGACCACCAGCACGCACUGUUCUACUACAAGCAUGCCUACCGCGUUGGUGGCGAGGCCAACAACCCGGAUGUGGUGAGUCUGGCUCGCGUCAGCAUAGGGAUUGCGCAGGGCAACGCGGCAAUCCGUGACUCCGUGCUGAGAGAGGCAGCCCUGAUGGGAAAGACGAACAGUGUGCAGAGCAUUGUGAGUCAACUUCCUCAGUAG
This is a messenger RNA of Leishmania braziliensis MHOM/BR/75/M2904, 1227 nucleotides long. RefSeq lists its product as hypothetical. Gene Ontology annotation, molecular function: protein binding. The transcript has a single exon. Bases 1 to 1227 code for a protein of 408 amino acids. The record is from RefSeq and is a predicted model, not a curated record. Lineage: Eukaryota; Euglenozoa; Kinetoplastea; Trypanosomatida; Trypanosomatidae.